AUGCCGUACAUUGGUGCCCCACACAGCAAAGAUAGGUUCGAAGCACUCAAGGAAAAGCUAUACAUGGAGAAACAAAGUAGGGACGAUGAGCAUAGAGAAAGGUCGUCGAGUCCGUUUGAGAAACCCCGUGAGAUUAACGCAGAAGACCAGAGGUCGCAUAGAGCAAUAAAUGAUGGCAGCAGUGGGCCUGUGAGUCCAACAUCUUUGCCGGUUGAUGGGAAAAGUCCAACUCCCAUGCCUGAUGAUUCAUGUUCACUUUCUGCGAGCGAAAUAGACUUCAAAGAGCUCGUUACAUUCCCAAACGACUCCACGCAUGCUUACUCUUAUAAUCCUCUUUCGCCAAACUCCCUUGCGGUCAGGCUGCGAAUUUUGAAACGUUCAUUGGAAAUCAUGAUCCGCAACCCCACUUUAUUACUCGAGCACCGGCCAGAUAACCAUUUUAGAGUUCAAACACCUAGUGGAAGCCAGCAAGAUUUCAACUGGGUGUCCCCGCAUAGCAUCAGGUCCUCACAAAGACCUGACAUUCCCAGAAGUUACAGUCAAGAUGGAAUAAAACCACUGUCGACGACAAGGCUGAGAAAUGCGUCGUCUGCGGCGCUGACUGCUCUGGUUUCGAACGCCAAAGGUUCUUCGAGCUCCCGUCAAGUCUCGGGAAGACGUCCUGGGCCCUUUCAGCCUUCGAGUCUUGUACCCAGACCUUCAACUGCUCACAAAACGCUGCCGCCGCGUGAUCAGUUCCUGCUCACAUCUAAAAUUGAACAAACAAAACGAAAAUCUGUCGAUGCCGCUUUCCAUCUUGAUUUAAAAGACGCUUCGACUCCCGUGAGUUUUAAUUGUGGCAACGAUGAUCUUUUCCUGGAUGCCAAGAGCGAGUUGGAAAGUCUUUUGUCUUUACUCAAUGAUGCGUUAGAAAACAACAGUACCGAAAAAGCUACAGAUCUCCACAUGAUAUCGCUUUUGAACUUUGAUAAGCUCUCUUUAGAUGUUGAUCAAGAUGACAAGAACGCUGAAAACCCUGCAGAAAGAACAGUAAAUCAUGAAGACACUUUAAAAAGAAACCUUCUGGAAAGUUUGGCACAACCGUUUUUUGAAAAGUCAAAUGCAUCGGAAUACGCAGAGGAAGCAGAGAGAGUGCUCUACGCGGAUGCAGAAAACACAUCGCCUGACGACUCAUCGUUCGCAAGCAUGAGGAGCACAUCCAUAAAUAACAGGCUCUUACACACCUCAUUUUCCAGCAAAAAUUCAUCUCCCCAGGCCAUCUUCACCUGUUUACAGCAAUUUCCGUGGCAGUUUAAAUCCGCUAAUGAUCUUGCUUGUCUUACUUUCGGAAUUUCUCAAAACGCCUUACGAGCUCUGACAUUGCUAGAUCUCAUUCACAGCGACAGUCGGAAUUUUGUUUUGAAUAAAAUUAUGGCGAGCGAAAAUCAGGAACAGGUCUUCACUGGGGAGAUCGUGGCUAUCAUUCAACCGGGUGAGUCCUCUUCGGAACUGGUUUGGUCAUCCAUCUGGGCGAAAAGGAGGAAUGGCCUAAUUUUUUGCGUCUUUGAAAAGGUUCCUUGUGAUUUCAUGGAUGUUCUCCUGAACCUGGAUGAUUUCUCAGUAGCUCAUAUUGCUGGUGGCGCCGGCUUAAAAGGUACAAAACAAAAAGCAGACAGCAAGGGGCAGAAAAGCUCAGCUGGCGAAAAAGGCUCGAAGAAGAGUGUUAAGUUUCCAGACGAGAUUCAUGACAUAGGCGACCUGAGUAACUCGCUGAAAAAACUUUUAAUGGAUGUUCAAAAUGGAAAAAUACAAGUGAAAGACGGCGAUCUUCUCCCUGCACCGAUUAAAGUCUCGCAUGCUAUUGAUGAGGUACGCUAUUUCACGCUCAAUCAUCUUUCUUAUAACAUCCCUUGCGCCAUAUCCUCAUCAAUUUUGGAAAAUGAAAUGAAGCUCAAGAUCCACAGCUUACCAUACCAGGCUGGUAUGUUCUUUAUUGACUCUAAAGAAUUUACUUUGGUAAGCUUUAAUAAGUCAAUUGCCAAGAAUAUGUUUGGACUGCAUGCGUCUCAAUUGGCUGGACAAGAUAUGUCGGUCAUUAUUCCUUCCUUUCGAGAGAUGAUAGAAUUUAUCAAGAUCAAAUACCCUCACUGGGACAUAUCAUCCCCUGGUAGUAGGGGACUUGUUCUUACGGAACACUUUUUCAGAAAAAUUCAGGCCGAGAUGAUUCACAAGGAGGAAAGCUUUUUCAACUCGAUUGGGAUUGACGCUAUACACAGAGAUGGUUCUACAUUGAAGGUGGAUAUUCAGCUUAGAGUCAUUAAUCAAAUGACCUCACUACUGUGGAUAACACAUUCUAGAGAUGUUGUGUUUGAAAAUUAUACAACUACUCCGUCUCAGCUACCGAUGCUCAAGGAAAGCGAAUUAGCACUUGUUGGUAGCGGGUCUACGUCAAGAAAUUCGUUGAAGACACCUAGUGGAAGACUUCAUGUGGACGAGCUACCGAAUCUUAAGGAUAGUCUCAAGCUAGACGGAAGCACAGUGGGAUCUUUUGAAAAUCACAGCGGUCAAUCGGAAGAGAACGUCGCGGAUUCCCCUGAUACACCUACCGACGACUCAGUCGACGGUCAUACGGGAAGCUUGGAAAUGAAGAAACUGAACGAAGAAAUUCAGGCUAAGCUAAAUAUAACAAAGAGCUAUGGUCAGGACAAGUCGCUUUUUCUGAAAGACGCGAAUUUUAAAUUGAAUGAAGAUCUAAUCUUGUCUCUUACGUCGAAUGCAUCUCGAGAUAAUCCUAAGGUAACCGAGUCGCUGGUGAGGGAAGCUUCUAAUCGGGAAAAUGCUAUAACCUCGAAAGAGACAAUUUUAACUGAACCAGCAAAUAAUAUUGGGAGUCUCAAACAUGUCAAGAAGUUCUCUGAUUUUGCAGUUUUGCAAAAGAUGGGAGAGGGCGCGUAUGGCAAAGUGGACUUGUGUAUGCAUAAGAAAGAGGGAUACAUCGUGGUGAUCAAAUUAAUUUUCAAAGAGAGAAUCCUUGUCGAUACAUGGGUACGAGACCGUAAGCUGGGCACAAUACCGUCUGAGAUACAAAUUAUGGCAACAUUGAACGCCAAGCCUCAUGAAAACAUUUUGAAGCUCCUGGACUUUUUCGAGGAUGACGAAUACUACUAUAUUGAAACACCAGUUCAUGGCUUAAGUGGGUCGAUUGAUCUGUUUGAUUUGAUUGAGCUAAAAACGGACAUGACUGAGCAUGAAGCCAGACUAAUAUUCAAACAAAUCGUGUCUGGUAUAAAACAUCUGCAUGAUAACGGAAUUGUUCACCGUGACAUCAAGGACGAAAACGUAAUUGUUGAAAGUAAUGGGUUCGUGAAGAUCGUGGACUUCGGAUCGGCAGCCUACAUCAAAAGUGGGCCUUUUGACGUUUUUGUGGGCACCAUCGAUUACGCUGCUCCAGAAGUCUUGGGCGGAGAGCCUUAUGAGGGCAAGCCGCAAGAUAUAUGGGCUAUCGGGAUACUGCUCUACACCAUCAUCUUCAAAGAAAAUCCAUUUUACAACAUAGACGAAAUUCUCGACGCCGACUUAAGAAUAAAUUCCAGUAGGCAUGUGAGUGACGAUUGUGUCAGUCUUAUACGCAAGAUCUUAAACAGAUCUGUCAGCAAAAGACCCUCUAUAGAGGAUAUCAGUAACGACAAAUGGCUCGAGGUUUAA
This is a messenger RNA of Lachancea sp. 'fantastica', 3684 nucleotides long. The record is from the annotation of a GenBank genome assembly. NCBI's taxonomy places the organism in Eukaryota, Fungi, Ascomycota, Saccharomycetes, Saccharomycetales, Saccharomycetaceae.